This is a messenger RNA of Zootoca vivipara (common lizard), 1884 nucleotides long. It is a transcript of the gene HIPK4, whose product is annotated as homeodomain interacting protein kinase 4. The record is from RefSeq and is a predicted model, not a curated record. Gene Ontology annotation, cellular component: cytoplasm; nucleus. NCBI's taxonomy places the organism in Eukaryota, Metazoa, Chordata, Lepidosauria, Squamata, Lacertidae. Gene Ontology annotation, molecular function: protein tyrosine kinase activity; protein serine/threonine kinase activity; ATP binding. Gene Ontology annotation, biological process: peptidyl-serine phosphorylation; peptidyl-threonine phosphorylation.
UUUGCAAGAAGCCACGUUGCACCCGUGUUUCUGAGCUUGGGCGAGCCCAGAACGAUGGUCACAAUCGAGUCGGAAUCGGACUUCUACGACGUGUUUGAGAUCCUGGGGAAGGGCACCUUCGGGGAAGUGGUGAAGAGCUGGAAGCGCAGCACAGGCGAGAUGGUGGCCAUCAAGAUCCUAAAGAACGACUCCUACCGGAGCAGGAUCAUCAAGAAUGAGCUGAAGCUUCUGCAGACCAUGUCCGAGGUGGACUCAGAGGAGUCCCACAUCGUCCAGUUCCACGAGUUCUUCCACGACGAGCUCAAGUUCUACCUGGUCUUCGAGCUGCUGGAGCAAAACCUCUUUGACUUCCAGAAGGAGCACAACUUUUCCCCGCUGCCCGUCCGGCACAUCCGGACAGUGACCAUACAGGUGUUGAGGGCCCUGGCUAAGCUGAAGGAGCUCUCCAUCAUCCACGCAGACCUGAAGCCCGAAAACAUCAUGCUGGUGGACCAAGUUAGGUACCCUUUCCGAGUCAAGGUGAUCGACUUUGGCUCAGCCAGCAUCUUCAACGAGGUGCGCUACGUCAAGGAGCCCUACAUCCAGUCCCGCUUCUACCGGGCGCCCGAGAUCCUGCUGGGCCUGCCCUUCUGCGAGAAGGUGGAUGUCUGGUCCUUGGGCUGUGUGAUGGCCGAGCUGCACCUGGGCUGGCCCCUCUACCCUGGCAACAACGAGUAUGACCAGAUCCGGUACAUCUGCGAGACACAGGGGAUGCCUAGGCCUGCCCUGCUCAACGCAGCCAGAAAGGCUCACCUUUUCUUCAAGAGGAGCCAGCACCCCGAGGUGGUCAACUCCUGGCAGCUGAAGACCCCGGCAGAGUACCUGGCCGACACCAAGGUGAAGUCAGUGGAGAGGAGGAAGUACGUGCUCAAGUCCCUGGACCAGAUGGAGACGGUCAACGUCCACAGGAUGAUCUACCCGGACACGGAGGCCCUGGCCGAGUACUUCGACCUGCGCAGCAUGGUGGAGCUCAUCAAGCGCAUGCUGACCUGGGAUUCACACGAGCGCAUCACGCCCAGCGCUGCCCUGAAGCACCCGUAUGUCUCCACCCAGCCGCUGAAGCAGAACUAUGACCUUACCCAGUACUACCAGUUCUGCCUGCGCAGCCUCCACGAGUCGCUGCCCAGCCACGGCAAGACCGAGGAGGAGGCGCAGCUCUACGGUGCCAUGGAAGAAGAGCGUUUCUACUCAGCGCGCGACAGUUUCCAGGAGGAGAACAGCGCCCAUGGCAUCCAGAGGACCACCAGCCAGAUGGAUGACCUCAGCAUCGCCGAGGCCGGCCAGGAGGCACCCCUGAAGGUGUGGGGAGAAGGGCCCAGUGGGGGGCUGUAUGAGCCGACCCACCCUGGGCCCCCGGAGGCGGCAUCCGGCCGGCGCAAGCCUGUCCUGCAGAGCCUACGCUUGCGCCAGGAGCAACCGCAGCAAGAGCCCAUCCCGGCCUACUACCGGAACCGCCGCGGCAGCCCCCGGCACCGCAAGGUAUCCCACCAUGCCAAGCCAGACCCCACCUUUGAGAACCUGAUCCUGCUGGGGCAAUACUCCCCCGAGGAGCCCCCCACGUGGGAGAAGGAAAGCAACACCAGCACAGCCUCCCUGCCAGAGUCCAACGCCAGGGAAGACCCCGGCUACCCCAAGGGCUUGGUGCUUUCGCCCACCACUCAGAGAGCGCAGCCAGAGGUGUACGAGCCAGCCGCCCAGCUGCCUGGGCCCACCAGCUGGCUGCCGAAGGAGAACUGGCUGGCAGAGCAUGGCAUGGAGAGGGGCCCCCUCAAGGCAGUGCUGCACGCUUCCCGGAACCGCCACCAGCUGCAGCCGUACCUGCAACACAUCGCCAGCCACCACUGA